AUGACUGAUCAAGAGAAGAUUCUGUUUCAAAUUUCAGAUCAUGAUUUAGUACCCGGUACUGUUCAAUUAAUAGACAUUAAUGGAGAUUUAGACAUUAAAAAAGGUGAUAAUAAUAAUAUAAUUUUACAACCUCAACCAUCUUCAAACAUUAAUGAUCCUUUAAAAUGGACAAAACGUAAACGUAAUUUUCAAUUUGGUUUAUUAUGGUUAUGGUGUUUUCUCCAGUCGAGUACUUCCAAUUUCACUGGUCCUUUAUAUGACGUUUAUGUAACAGAUUUAAAUACGAAUUAUACUUCAAUUAAUAAUUCUGCUGCUUUAUGUUAUUGUUUUUUAGGUAUUGGAGUUGUUUUAAUUCAACCUACUGCAUCUAAACUCGGAAAACGAUUUAUAUAUCUUAGUGCUACUAUACUUGCCAUUAUUGGAUUAAUAGUUGGUGGUGUUGCAAAAGAUAUCAAUGGAUUGAAUGCAUUCAAUGUACUCAGUGGUUUAGCUGCUUCUCCAGUUGAUUCAUUAGCCGAAGUUAGUUCAACUGAUAUGUUUUUCCAACAUGAAAGAUCUACUGCUUUUAGUUUAUUAAUUUUGGCAUUAUAUGGUGGUUGUAAUUUGGCUCCCGUUGCUGCUGGUUAUAUAGUUGAUGGAAUAGGUUGGAGAUGGUGUUAUUGGGUUCAAGUUAUAAUUUAUGGUGUUUUAUUUGUUAUCUUGUUUUUCUCUAUGGAAGAUACAAAUUUUGUAAGAGAUUUAACAAAUGAAGAUGAAUUUGAGAAAUCGAUAAUUGAACAAAUAAAGUCAAAAGAAACAACUAAAGAAGAAGUUAAUUCAAUGGUUUCGGAAACGGGUGUGAAGAAAACAUACAUUCAGAAGUUGAAUCCUAUACAGACUGAGUUUAAUGAUUCUAGAUCAUGGUUAUGUAUUUGUAUACGACCAUUUAUAUUGUAUUUCCCAGCUAUAAUUUGGUCUGGUUUAAUUUAUGGAUGUCAAAUUUUAAUAUUAGCUUUAUUAAGUAAUACACAAACAAUAAUAUAUUCAGCAAAGCCAUAUUAUUUUAAUGCUGAUAAAGUUGGUUUAACUAAUUUAUCUGCAUUUGUCGGUAAUAUGUUUGGAAUGUUAUAUGGUGGUUAUUUUGUUGAUUAUUUUACAAUUGAAAUGGCAAAACGAAAUAAUGGUAUAUAA
This is a messenger RNA of Insectozyma verbasci, 1170 nucleotides long. Lineage: Eukaryota; Fungi; Ascomycota; Pichiomycetes; Serinales; Debaryomycetaceae. The record is from the annotation of a GenBank genome assembly.